This is a messenger RNA of Callorhinus ursinus (northern fur seal), 1257 nucleotides long. RefSeq names its product ciliary microtubule inner protein 4 (gene CIMIP4). The record is from RefSeq and is a predicted model, not a curated record. NCBI's taxonomy places the organism in Eukaryota, Metazoa, Chordata, Mammalia, Carnivora, Otariidae.
CUGCUCCCUAGCAACCACCUAGUAGUCUUCACCAGCAGUUUUUGCAGUGUGGAUCUGCACUCCUGGGCUUCAGCACACACCAGAGUGGUUCACGUGUUUUCUGAUGUUAUGAGAGAGAGUGGAGAAGGCUGCUCGUGAGGGAAGAGUACCCAGAAGCAACUAGACCUCCGCCCCCAUCCUCCUUGACUGACGUCUCUUGGGACCUUUCUUUCCAGAUCAGAAACUGGCAGACUAAGCUUGGAAUUACCUAUCCCAGAGCAAGAGUCGAUGGAGCUGGGCCACCGAGCAGGAUAGAAAUCAAAUGCGUGCCGAGAGGAAGUGAGAGCAGUUUACUGAAGACAGAGAGAGAGAGUGCAGAUACCGAGUGUCUGGGAGCCUCAGAAGGGAAAGGACAGUACAACCACUUUGCCCAGGGCCCAUCUGAACAGCAAGGAAGACCAGCAGGACACGAACCCCUGGAGAACUGCCCCCAGCCCUUUGGACACCUCCAAGUUCAAGUACCAGGCCCCAGUCUCCCCACAGCCGACCCUGUACCGGGGAGGCAGCCCCCUAAGGCAGGUCCACCUGGAGGAGGUCAGGACUCCACCCCCAUCGAUCAUCAGCAGUGACCGUCUGUCCCCGGGGAUGGACCCCCAGUGUGGGUCCCCGAGGAAGGGAGGCUACAGACCCUCCUCGAGGGAGAGCAGGGCUUCUUUCCGAGAGGGGGCUCAGCUGAACCAGGGGCUGAAGGAAGGCCCCAACACAGGAGCCCAGGGCCAGAGGAGCAGCAUCAUUCCUGACAACAUUCGUCACAAGUUUGGGAGCAACGUGGUGGACGAGCUGGUCUCUGAGGAGCAGGCUCGAAGGGCCAUCGGCGAGGUCUUUGAGGGCCAGAGGAGGGCAAACUCAUGGCCCAGCAGGACCCAGAGUCCCGUGGAAAUCACCUCCAUCUUCUCAGACUACUAUGAUUUGGGCUACAACAUGCGAUCAAACUUGUCUCAAGGGGCCCCCGAGGAGACGAAGAGCCUCAUGAAGGCCUCCUACACCCCAGAGGUGAUUGAGAAAUCAGUGAGGGACAUAGAACACUGGCAUGGCAGGAAGACGGACGAUCUGGGACGGUGGCACCAGAAAAAUGCGAUGAAUAUGAACUUACAGAAAGCACUGGAUGAGAGAUUUGGAGAAAAGAGCAAAAACAAGAGCUCAAAGUAUUAGAUACGACUGGGAAGAGUUGCCCUCCACUCAGAGAAGGCGCUAACAAUAAAGAGAAACACAUCUGAA